Messenger RNA from Actinia tenebrosa (Australian red waratah sea anemone), 2326 nucleotides. RefSeq names its product melatonin receptor type 1A-like. Gene Ontology annotation, cellular component: membrane. The record is from RefSeq and is a predicted model, not a curated record. Gene Ontology annotation, molecular function: G protein-coupled receptor activity. NCBI's taxonomy places the organism in Eukaryota, Metazoa, Cnidaria, Anthozoa, Actiniaria, Actiniidae. Gene Ontology annotation, biological process: G protein-coupled receptor signaling pathway.
UCGUAAAGAUUUGUUCGCGUAUAUUAGGCAACAAGAAUUAGAUUUCUAUUCAGAGCACGAAGCAAAUUAGAAACGGAGCGCGUAUACGUGUGCCAGUUUUUGUAGAAGUCUACGUUUGUUCUUUUGAGCAAGAACCGAGAAACUUUGGUUUUUAAAGCUUCAAGCAAAUCAAAGAAAAUCCUGAGAAAAAACUGGCCAAGCGAAAAAGACUUUUCGCAUCCCGUCUGUGAGGAUUUUAAAGCGAGGAUACAGUGCAUCGGAACGAGUGAAGCGGAAACUUCUGUUAUUAUCGGCAACAUAUAUUAAUAAACCAAAAUGAAUGAGGAAUGAAAACAGGCAAAAAAAGGACGACAAACAGGAACUAAAACAUUUACCGAGAAAUGCGACAUUCAGUAAGAGCUUCAUGUGGGAAGGUGACAGAUACUUGAACUUGGAAUACCGGCUCUUUGCUUAAUCAAGAAAAAAUCCUUGGACAAUCAAAUUACUCUGCUUGGCAGAGACUUCCUUACUCCCUACUCUAAAGCAAGCAGAGUAUUGGACAAUAUAUUAUCGUGGGAUUUGAAAUGGAAAUUAGACUGUAUGGUAUUUAUUAACGAGUUCAAAAAGAAACUUUGAAUACGAAACCAUUCUUCCUAAGCAUCGGUUAACUAGAAAGGAAUACUCAAUAUUAGAAAGUAUCGAGGAAUGCUAAGGGAAAACUCGAGCUAAGAUUGGUAACUUUCUCGGACGCGUAUGUAACAAAGUUUAAGAAGAAAACACGCACUAGAAGUAGUAAAAAAGCACAAUGGACCAAACAAAUCUCGAAGACCUGAGAAACUGGAGAGAAAGAACAAGCCACCGAACAGAAGUGCAAAUCGUUUUCGAAACGUUUUUGUUCGUGUUGCUCGAAAUCGUUGCCAUUGGUGGAAACGUUAUGGUCCUUGCUGCAGUAUGGAGAAGCAAGUCCCUGCGAUCCAUCACCCAUCAAUACAUCACCGUACUAUCCACUGCUGACCUGUGUGUUGCUCUCCUCGACUUCUCUUUGUGUGUUGCUAGCUCCACCACCGGGGAUUGGCCAUACGGACAGGUAGCCUGUCAYAUACAGGGAACUAGCAUUCUUCUAUGGAGCACGUUCUCCAUGUUUAUUGUGUCCAUGACUGCUAUUAACAGGUAUUUCUGUGUUGUCAAACCUAAUCUAUACAAGACAAUCUUCACUCGUAAGUCAACUAUUAUAGUCAUAAGUACUACGUUGGUAAUAAGCAUGGCGAUAAUAAUUGGAAUCCCUACUGGACUAGAAGUUAAGUAUCAGUUUGGACCACAUCUAUUUUGCAUCCCUGUUUUUCCUACAAAGAAGCUACAGAUGGCCGUCCUUCUCCCCGCACACUUUGCCUUCAUAUCUAUCCCAAUGUUGACCAUCUUCGUCUGUUACUUCAAGGUAUUUCGCCAUGUCAGGCAACAUGUUAACAAAGUGGCUCCAUCUUUAUCGAGGGCGAAAACUCAGAAUCUCAAGUCACGAGUCGAGGAAGUGAAAAUCACUAAAGUAGUGUUCGCAGUCAUGAUAGUGUUUUUCUUGCUCUGGACACCUGUCUGUGUCAUAGGAACACUGUUUUUGAUUGGCGUGUUUAUACCGCGCUGGGCGCAUUUAACGUACGAUUAUCUGGUCAUAACAAGUGCUGCUACAAACCCUAUACUGUACGGCUUUCUUAAUCAAACAUUCAGGUCGGAAUACGCCAAGAUUUUAGGCUGUAAGAGUCUGCAACGAAGGCGACGCAAUGAUUUGACGGAGAUAGAGUUCAGCGCGAGCCACACACAACGAGAAAACAGGAUUCGAAUAAAAUGAAAGUGUGAAAGAACAAACAUUGUGAACGAAAGCAUUUAGGGCCGCUCGUGUUUAGCACAAUGUAAAACUUUUUAAUUUAAUCUAGUAUAAAAAGAUGUCAAGAGGUCCAACAGACAAGUUUCAAGACGGGAUGAUACAGGGUGUGAUCUUUAGCUGAGUUGUCCACAUGUUUCAGUGCAGGUGUAGUUUUACUUUUCGUGAAACGUUCUUAGUUUGCGUCGUGAAAGCCUACGAGGCAAGCCGUAUGUCCGUCAUACGAUGAAGCUUCGCAAGGUCGUUGCACACGAGUUCUGAUUACUUCGCGUCAAGGAAACAUUAUCGUUGUAAAAAAAAAAAAAAACUUUUCUAAUUACCACCGCAAGUACAGCAGUGGCGCAGCUCAACGAUGUCGAACUGAAAGCAUGUGAAGGUGCCUCUAGCAGCCAUGUAUGAAUAAUUUGUUAUACAGUCCAUUUAUGAACUGUAAAGUUCAGUUUCUGGGAAAUUUGUUUCUAAGAUAUAAAAUUG